This is a messenger RNA of Xyrichtys novacula (pearly razorfish), 4152 nucleotides long. The record is from the annotation of a GenBank genome assembly. Lineage: Eukaryota; Metazoa; Chordata; Actinopteri; Labriformes; Labridae.
AGAUGGCGACGUGCGCGCGUUCGCACACUACAAUGGGUAUUUGCUGAAGCUUGACACGACAGUUAGCAUGUAAGAAAGAGGUUUUUUCACAGUUUCUCGUGUAGUUUUUUGAAAAAUAGGCGUGAAAUGCCACUAACGCCUCUAGUUUACUGGGCUCAACGCCAUGGAGAAAUAUACCUGCGAGUGGAGCUGACGGACGCUCAGGUGAGUAGACUAUCUUCAGCCACAUGUCAUUGAGAAACCCAGAGUCUCUGCUGAGCCAUGAUGUCUUUUUAUGUCCCAUUUGGUUACCUUUGAAUAAUGCAAAAAGUCUGAAUUCUGAUAUCUACCACACCACGAGUGGUUGCUCAUGUUACAUACUGGAUAAUAAUCCUUCCUCCCCAAAAAGUGAGGUGAGGUGAGGUGGGUGAACAGGUGCAGGAAAUGUGAUGCUUGAAGCUGCAGGAGGGACCCAAUGCAGCACACAUUUACACUGAGCUGUAACAUGAAUACAAGCUGUUUCAGGGAGGAGAUGGUGUGAAACAGCUUAUUCUGGUUCUUCAAACAGGGAAAUGAUUUUAUCAGAUCAUUCAAAUUCACUGUUGGUGUUAGUUGUGUGUAUUUCAGCUUUAUUUUUAGUUGUGUAUUUCCAAUGACUCAUUGGUUUUUGUCAUAUUUCUGCCUGUUCAGCAGUGUUACAUGUACAAUCAUGAGUAAUAUAAUACUCGACAUCUCUUCCUGUAAGGGGAAGUAAGCUUAUCAUCUGUUUCUAUCUUUGUUUUUGCAGAAUAUCAGUAUCUGCGUCAAAGAAAAGUUGCUUCAGUUCAGAGGUGAUGUACAUUUCAUGAUGAUUUGUUGGUGGAUGUAUUUAUAAAGGCUGUUCAUUUUUUGACAUAGUGUAUGGUAUGUUAUAUACAGCUCAAGGCCAUGGUGCAAAAGGACAAAAUGAAUAUGAGUUCAGCUUGGAGUUUCUUUCCCCGAUAAAGCCAGAGGUAUGAGUCUUUUUUAAAUAACUUAUGUGUCAUUUUCUUCUUUAAUCUUAGUAUAUUUGUCUUGCUAACCUUGUCAAAUGAUUGGACCUGUAUUCAGGUGAGCCACAAGUCCACUCAACGGCAGGUGAAUAUUACAGUGCAUAAGGAGCAGAGAGGCUGGUGGGAAAGACUGACGGCACAGGAGCGUAAACCAGUCUUCUUGGCCCCUGACUUUGACCGCUGGCUGGACGAGUCCGACGCUGAGAUGGAAAUUCGGGAGAAGGUGAGAAGUUCAACCCUGUGCGAUUUACAAUUGCGUUUAUUAAAAUUAUUAAAAAGUCAUAAUUGUUCAAUCGAGUAAGAACUAAAAUUUUAUAUUUUCUGUCUAUACUUUGUAAAGGAGGAAAAGAGGAAUAGACUGAAGGCAUCCAGGCAUGAAGAGGAGGGUAAGAACAAAUGCAGCAGGAUGCAAACCAACCAGUGGAGAAGAUAUUUGGUACAUCUUGGUUCAACUAUCUGUUUUCAGUUGCUACGUUGACUUUUUUAUCUAAAAUAUUUUAGGGUUUGUCAGCCUAAAAACCGUAUACUUGUUUGUAUACAACCUGGUCCAGUUUCUCGGUUUUUCAUGGAUCUUUGUCAACAUGACUGUGCGACUCUUUAUCUUUGGCCAAGGUGAGUCUAGGAUUCUGUGACUGAAAGUUUCUCUCGUUUGAUCAACUUCUUCACAAAAUUCAAUUAGGAGUAACACUUUUCUCAUUUCAGAUUCUCUGUAUGACACAUUUCAUACCAUAUCGGAUGUAAUGUUCUUCUGCCAGAUUUUGGCAGCAGCGGAGGUCAUAAAUGCCGCUUUCGGAGUGGUCCGGACAGGUGUUAUUCCAACUGUUAUACAGGUAUACUCAGGGAUUUUAAGUGACACAUGCUUUGCCAGAUGAGAAUAUGUUUACUUAAGAGGAAAUGAAUAGGAAAAAGGAAGUGUUGUUAGGACAUUUGAAGUGGUUUUAUUGGUUUUGCUCUUUCACAAGGUGGUUGGAAGGAACUUCGUCCUCUUCAUCAUUAUUGGUAGUUUGGAGGAAAUGCACAACCAGCCAGUAGUAUUCUUUGUUUUCUAUCUGUGGAGCUCCAUUGAGAUCUUUAGGUAAGAAUAUAUCUGCCUUGUCACUGAUGUCAAUAUUGAUGCCUUAUUUAUCACUGUUGAUGGUUAACAGUACAAUGACUUAACUUCCUAAACACAUACGAUUAAUUUCAUAUCUUGUAAAUCACACCAAAUGUUCUAGAUGGAAGAUUAAGAGCUUCACUUUUUAUAAUUGGUGAUGCUUUCCAAAUUUGGACAACAUCUGAUCAGCCCACAAUGUCCUAAUACUGACACUGAUAUGAUGCCAUUAUUUCAGGUAUCCAUUUUACAUGCUUGGCUGUUUUAAUACCGAGUGGAAAACUCUCACAUGGCUGCGUUACACAAUCUGGAUUCCGCUGUACCCUUUAGGUGUCCUAGCUGAAGGUGACUUUUUCUUCUUUUCAUUUAAUCCUUAUUAAGAGUUCAUGAGCUAUUGAAUUCAUCUAAUCUCUCAUCCCCAUUCAGCUGUUGCUGUGGUACAAUCCAUCCCCAUCUUUGAUGAGACCAAACUCCUCAGCAUUCCUCUUCCAAAGGCCCUCGGCACCUCGAUCAGCUUCUCCUCCUUUCUAUAUAUUUACCUCGUGCUCAUGUUUCUUGGUAAGUCUCAAGUUAAAAAGUAAAUGUUUGAAUGUGUGAUUAUUUCAUGGAAACUAAUUUGUUCCGAUUUCAACCAUUGAUACCCCCACUCACGCCUCUCUCUUCAGGGCUUCUUAUCAACUUCCGCCAUCUUUACAAACAGAGGAAGAAGCGUUUCCGUACCAAGAAGAGGAAAGCAAACUGAGAUUGAGCCAAUUGGACACUUCUCAAACACCUUUGCUGCCUGCUUAUUCCUGGAGAAAUCUUAGAAAUGAUCAACCAUGUUCAGUCAGUUUUAGUUUUGUAAACUCCCACUCAUGAAACUGAUGGAAAUCAGAAGUAUGAUGCAUUGAUGGUUUACUUAAAUGUCAAUCAGUAGUUUUGAUAGUUUUGUUCCUGUAGAGUGUAUUUCCAGAUCUGGUGUGGCACUGUUUUUCCUACUAUAGAGGGUAUUUUUUGACUUUCAAAACUGUGCUGUUAUCAUUUAAUAGCCAGUACUUUGUGAGUGAAUGAACAAAGUCCUCAACAACUACUGUCCUUGUUAUCAUUGUUCCACAAACCUCAGGGAAAAUUACACAGGUUACUGCUAAAAGAACAAUUUAAUGCAUCAUGUUCCCUUUACUCUUAAAAGCCUGUGUUAAGGAGUUGUGUGUGUGUCUCUUCCUUUUCUUCUAUUAUUGUGUUAUUUUUCAUUCACACCAUAAGUUCAAGCUCCAGCAGUCUUUUCUAGGCAGUUAUGUGGCACUGAAUAAAAACGGUUUUAAUACAGUAACUUUUGAAAAGAACCUACAAAGAAACAUGUAUAAAAUCUGUACACAUGAACAUUUUUACAAACACAUCAUGUAUUAUUCCCCUUUUUUGGGCUUCUCCACAAGGAGGAAGGUGAUGAACCAGGCUUAUUUAGAUUCCACAUACAAGUCUUACAAGCCGCCUCUUUCUUGGGUUUGUUCGACACACAAAUGCUGUUUCCACAUCAGACCGGAGCUGGGGCCUCUGCGUCUUAGUUCAUUUUCACUAAUUCCACCGUUGCUCAGCUCGAGAAGUCUGUGUGCAUGGGAGCAAUGUUGUGAUCGAAAGCUGCAUACUGGGAGUCACCAGUGCUGGCCAGUUUGAGUUGUUGUGCAGCGUGUGAAAGCUGAAAGGCAGCAUCUGGGUGGGCAGAGUCAGGCAGCAGGGUGCACUCUCUCUCCAGCAGAUCAGCCACUCCCUUGAGGAGCUCCCAGAAACCAAAAGCCAGGGCGGCUUUCCGAAGACGGUUGAGCUCCUGACAGAUACAUCAGAAUCAUUUAUACAGAACAACAACAAAAACCAAAAGGCAAAUUUAGCUAAACUUACCUUAUAGAAGGUUUGAGUUUUGUCUGGCAAUUUCCUUGCAUUUCUCAGGAUUUUCUGUACAUCAGUCUGUAGAGUGACAGCAUUAACAAGAAUCAUUAAAGACUAGAGAUGAUGCAUACAUUUUUAAACUGUUCAUCACACUUGAACUAGUGAAUAAAAAUACUUUGGCAUGCAUCAAUA